Molecule: messenger RNA, 5119 nt
Organism: Poecilia latipinna (sailfin molly)
Lineage: Eukaryota; Metazoa; Chordata; Actinopteri; Cyprinodontiformes; Poeciliidae
Gene: eml4
Product: EMAP like 4
Exons: 20
Coding region: 269-2689 (806 amino acids)
Biological process (GO): microtubule cytoskeleton organization
Cellular component (GO): mitotic spindle
Molecular function (GO): microtubule binding
Source: RefSeq, a predicted model, not a curated record
UGACUCGUAACCCUCUGACUCCUCCCCCUCUGGCUCCUCCUCCGGGUUCUGAGUGCGUCUCCUGGUGCUUUGGGUGUUUGUGAGGCAAGACAUCUCUGUUGUUUCUGAGUAAAAGCUUUGACAUUUCAGCAUCAGAAGCUCCAAUGAGUAAAAAAAUGAUGAUGAAUCUGAUGAUAGUUCAUUGAUUCCUGCUGCUCACUCUGUGUGUGUGUGUGUAUGUGUGUGUGUGUUUCUCUCCAGGGGUCCCAGCGUAAAGCGGUCUUCAGGAAUGGAGCGAUCCCAUAGCAGCAACUGGGACUCAGCAGAGAAGAACCGGAACAAGCUGGUGAAGGCAGCGUCUACCUCCAAGCUACUGGCCAAAGUGGUGAAGAAUGCAGACAAGCACAAAGACCCAGUGGUCAGCCAAGCCAAAAUGUCGACCCGAGAGAAAAACAGCCUUGCUGAGGGAAACUCUAUCAAGAUGUUCAUGCGAGGUCGACCAAUCACCAUGUUCAUCCCUUCAGACGUGGAAAACUAUGAGGACGUCCGGGCUGAGCUUCCUCCAGAACGACUCAAGCUGGAAUGGGUGUACGGGUACCGUGGUCGGGACUGCCGGGCCAACGUCUACCUGCUUCCCACUGGAGAGAUCGUCUACUUCAUAGCGUCCGUGGCGGUUCUGUUCAGCUACGAGGAACGGACCCAGAGGCAUUACCUUGGACACACCGACUGCAUCAAAUGUCUGGCCAUCCAUCCGGACAAGAUUCGGAUCGCCACCGGACAGAUCGCCGGAGUGGACAAAGACGGACGUGCGCUGCAGCCUCAUGUCCGGGUCUGGGACAGCGUCAGCCUGUCCACUCUGCAGGUCAUCGGUUUGGGAACCUUUGAACGCGGCGUCGGGUCUCUGGCGUUCUCCAAAGCGGACUCGGGUCAGCACCUGAGCGUCAUCGAUGACUGCAACGACCACAUGUUGACGGUUUGGGACUGGCAGAAGAAGUCCAAGAUCGCAGAGAUCAAGACGACCACCGACGUGGUUCUGGCCGUGGAGUUCCACCCGACCGACCCGAACACGAUUGUUACCUGUGGGAAGUUCCACAUCUUCUUCUGGGCCUGGAACGGGAACUCGCUGCUGCGCAAGCAGGGACUCUUCGGGAGUCACGACCGGCCCAAGUUCAUCCAGUGCCUGACUUUCCGGAGCAACGGCGACAUCGUGACCGGAGACUCGGCCGGACAGCUGCUGGUCUGGACCCGGAACUCUGCCGAGGCGCCCGCAGGCAAGGCGCCGCAAGCCUUCCAGAUGAGGACCGACCUGCGGCCAAUCGAAGCUCAUGAGAAGGGAGUUUUCUGCAUGUGUGACAUGCGGAGCGGCUCGCUGCUGACCGGAGGAGGAAAAGACCGCAGGAUCGUCCUGUGGGACCAGCAGCUGCAGCUGGACCACGACAUUGAGGUCCCGGAUCAGUACGGGAACAUCCGGGCGCUGGCGGAGGGAAAGGGAGACGAGUUCCUUGUCGGGACGUCCAGAAACUUCGUCCUCAGAGGAACCUUCAACGAUGGCUUCCAGGUGGAGGUCCAGGGACACACGGACGAGCUGUGGGGUCUGGCCACCCACCCCAGCAGGGAGCAGUUCCUGACCUGCGCCCAGGACCAGAUGGUCUGUCUCUGGAACUCUGUGGAUCACAGUCUGCAGUGGAGCCGUACUCUGGAGGAACACGGACACUGUGCAGAGUUCCAUCCCAGUGGAGCCGUAGUCGUUAUAGGAACGCACUCCGGAAGGUGGUUUGUUCUGGACGCCGAGAGCAAAGAUCUGGUCGGGAUCCACUCGGAUGGCAAUGAGCAGCUGUCGGUUCUGCGUUUCUCAGUCGAUGGCAGCAUGCUGGCCGUGGGGUCUCAUGAUAACUUCAUCUACCUGUACAGCGUGUCGGAGCAGGGCCGCAGGUACAGCCGCUACGGGAAAUGCUCGGGUCAUUCCAGCUACAUCACACACCUGGACUGGUCACCUGACAACAAGUUCAUCAUGUCCAACUCUGGGGACUAUGAGAUCCUCUACUGGGACAUCCAGAACGGCUGCCAGUUGAUCCGGAACCGCUCUGAGUGCAAAGACAUCGACUGGGCCACCUACACCUGUGUGCUGGGAUACCACGUGUUCGGCGUCUGGCCCGAAGGUUCUGAUGGUACCGACAUCAACGCUCUGGUGAGGUCCCACAACAGGAAGGUGAUUGCGCUGGCGGAUGACUUCUGCAAGGUUCACCUGUUCGCCUACCCCUGCUCCAGAUUCAAGGCGCCCAGCCACAAGUACAGCGCCCACAGCAGUCACGUGACCAACGUCAGCUUCCUGCACAGCGACAGCCACCUGAUCUCCACGGGCGGGAAGGACACCAGCGUCAUGCAGUGGCGGCUCGUCAGGAAGCUGGUCGACGCCCCCAAGCCCGCCGCGCGCCGACCCAACACGGCCGGCGACCCGGCUGGAGACACGGCCGCUGCAAACACGGCCGGCGAUGCAGCCGCCACGCAACCUCUAGCUGGACCCGACCCGGCUGCCGCCGAGAACCCGGACCCAUCGAGCCGGGUCGCUGCAGAAGGAACCCCGCCCCCCAUGGGGUCGACCCCGCCCCCCUCGGACAGCACGCUGAGCCUGAAGGACAGCCUGGAGACGAGCGACGACACGGCGACGCCGAGCGACGAGGGCCUGCCUCCCCUCACUCCGCCCUCCUAGAGGGGGCGGAGCCUCUUCCGGGUCAGGUGUCUCUGUUGCUACUCCUGACACCAUCUGGGUCACCGACCGCCGAGCACCUGUUCGUGCCCCACCAGUUCAGGACCGCUGUCAGGAAUUCGACAGGAAACCCACAGAAACUCUCCAGACAUCUCCAGGCGUCGGCCAUCUUCCAGAAACGCUCCAGAAUCUGAUCCAGAACCUUCUGGGUCUCCUCUGUUUCGCCACAGGAAGUCACCUGAUCUGCUCACUCUGGACAGGUGAACACUAGGGCUGCACCGAUUGCACAUUUCUGUCCGAUCUUUAAAAAGCCGAUUGAUUUUGUCUGAAAUGUCAAUAAAUAUAGAAAGUCGCUGAGUUGGUAACAGGGGACGACUAUUGCAAACACCUGGGUGGGCGGGGCUAACCAUCUCACUGCAGAGGAAAUGAGGACAAUGGUUGAUUUUUAGACCUUUACAGAGAAAAAUAAGAUCGGCUUCACAAAUAUCGGCCAAUCACUGAUCUUUGAAAUUUGAGAAAACGGCGCCAAUAAAUUGAUGCACCCUUCUUUUCUUUUUUUUACAUUAGAUUUAUUGAAUUGUAUAACAUAAAACAAGUGGCAGCGAUACAUUUGACAUAGGAUUCACAUUAAACAACUCAGUCCCCAAAGUAAACAAACAUAAAUAAUAAAAAAACAACUCAACAGUACAUAUGUCAGAAAACAAAAACAGAAAUAGAGGAAAGAAAACCAAAAACAUAGCAGUAAUCUGCACUGUUCUCUUAAUUUCCUUGGUAGUGUUUCAGAAACUCGACUAUGUUUCUUCAAAUUUCACUCCCUUUCCUCUGACAAUAAAAGCGAGUCGCUCCAGAGCCACAUGAUGUCGUCUCCUUCACCCACAUGUGGUUUGACGGUAUGUCCAUUUUUUGUCCAUCAGAUAUUAAUUUCCUGGCCUGCAGGAGUCCAAAGUCAAUCCAUGUUAACUGGAGCCAAAAACACAGUUCUCUGGAUAAAUACCUAAAACACAGCAGGUACAUCCACUCCAACAAUCUUUGACAAAGUUUGCGUAACUGAGUUCCAGUAUUGAUGUAAUUUUGGACACUCCCAUACACAGUGAAAAAGAAUAACACUGCAGCUGUCUGGGAUGUUCGGGUUUGACUGGAGUUAUGUAAUUUCUCAUCAACCACUGGUAUUGGAGGAGUUUCAUCCUUUUAUUAAUUGACUGCUUUUAAGCACGGUGCACCCUUGGUUAACACCUGACACACCUGUGAUGUCCAACAUUUCGACCUUUUUCUGUCCCAAACAGGGGCACCUGUUAUCCUCCCGUCUGCCACAGGGGGCAGCAGGGGGAUGAAGGGGAGGAAUUUGUCAAACAAGACAAUAAGUUUUCCCAAAUAAACAGUCCGAUUUUCCUCCGGUGAGACGAGUCGACCUCGAGGUUAAGCAGGAAGUCUUUGGUUUAACAGGAGGUUUGUGGAUCAGAGGGAACCUGGAAGAUUUCAGUUUUGUUUCUAACUUUGCUUAAAAACGACCAUCUGCAGCUUUUUAGUUAAAACAGUGAAAAUCAAUUUAAUUUAAAUCUGUGAAUUAAAACAUCACUGAAGGAUGCAAACAGCUACAGGCUUUUAUUCUGAAAAGCCACAGACGACAUUCAGUUUCAGUCUAAAUGAAUACAACAGAGAAAAGGGACAUUCUAUUAAAAAUUAUGUCUGUUUAAAUCGGUUGUGACCCGUCAGGUUCUAGAUCCACUGGUUUGGGUUUCAGAAGCUUCACACUGUUGCCAACAGGAUGAAACAGGAAGUGCUUGUUUGGCGAGGUGACCUUCAGGUUAAAACUGUGACAGAGAACCAAUCAGAGCGAAGCCUCCCACUUUGCUGGAAAUCCCAGUUCAUCUUGAGCCGAAUUGAUCAGAGUGAGCCCUCCCUGUUCAUAAAGGAUCUGUGUUGUUUGUAUAUGCUGCAGAUGUCUGUGUGUAUAUUUCUGCUCAACACAAGAGGGCAGCACCUCAGUCACAUUCAGCUCGCAUCUCUAAUCCAAUCAGGCGACAGCAAAGGGGAGGGCCUGUGCUCUGAUUGGUUGCUCUCAGUGACUCACUGCUGGGCUUUUGUCUGUUCUGGACCAUUUCACUUCAGGCCUUUGUUGAAUGUGUCGAUGAUGUCAUUCAGGGGCGGGGCUUUCGGAGGGGGUGGGGGGGCCGAUGUUGCCUUUUUAUUACUGACUCAUCUUUUCUAUGUUUGCCUCUCAAGGGCUUCUGUGGAGUUCAGGGACUCACCUGGAUGUUCAGGUUGGGGGCGGGGUCACGUGAAGGGGGUGGGCUUUGCGUUCAUUGAUCCUCAUUGAUGAUUUUUAUGUGACUGUUUUGAGCCAAUCGUCUUCUCUCAUGCAUUCCUGUCAGAGGGGAGACUGUACUGAAGAUUUCAACACAAUGCAAAUAAACGUUGCUAUGGUGACAGCCA